AUGAUUUCAGUUGAUCCAUCAUCAUCAUCAUCAUCAUCAUUAUCAUCCACCACUGCCGCCUCGUCUUCGCCGCCUCAGUCCUAUGGCUCGUCUCCGGCCAAUCUCCACUAUGCAUUCCUCGUCCAUUCACAGAAAACAUUGACGCAGAACCUCCCGCCUCGCGUUGACAACAAAUUGCUUGCACGACAGAAACGACGGCGUACCAGUCCCGAGGACCACGCUAUUCUAGAGGCCGAAUAUAAGAAGAAUCCCAAGCCCGACAAGGUCGCUCGAGUGAGCAUAGUUAACCAAGUCUCUUUGGGUGAAAAAGAAGUCCAGAUAUGGUUUCAGAACAGGCGCCAGAACGACCGUCGAAAAUCAAAACCGCUCGAGCCGCAUGAACUCGUCGGACCGCGAGCUUCUAACGGAACACUGCAGGACUUCCCGAACAGCCAUGAUACAUGCUCGUUGGAUUCAAGCCCACAGCAAGGUACGGAGCAAGGAACCCCCGAACUACUUGAAAAAGGCUCGUCUGCAGAGGAUAUUUUGCCCAUAACAAGUGAUGGCGAUGUGUCUGGCAAACACCCGGAUAGCAACGCUAACAACCCAGAACCGGAUACCCCAGCUACUUCGGUGGCCCCCGAAACAUCAGUUGGAGGCCAUAUUGAAAACUUUGCAGAUUUGGCCGGCCUGGGUAUACACGUGGCUGGAAAAAAGCGACGAUUUUCGAAUUUGGAAACUGGGUCUCGCGCAGUCGAUACCCAAUUGUUACAGAAUAAUAUCAAGUCGCCUCCAUCCCUCCGAAUAUCCCUGUCAGGUAAUGGAGAAGCUCUUCUCAGACAAAAAGGAGAGCUCACCCCGUCGCCCCCCAGAGCUCGUACCGCUGUGAGAAUUUCCCUGUCUUCGGAUGGCGAGGCUCUCAUCCGCACACAAGAUGAACCGUCUCCCUCAAAAAAUCGGCUGCGCAUUCUCAGCCGAGCGCCGCGAAAGAGUGGUCUGCAGAGAAGUGUGAGUGCAAUCAAUUUUGGAACACCCGGAGCUACGCCAAUAAACCGUGAAGGAGCCGGUAUCAAACCAUUCGGUCGGUCUCGCGAUGCUCGUACGUGGGAGUCAUACUGCGAUAACGAUGCACGAAGCGCACUAUCAACCCCGACAAACUCCCAGAGUGCCGGUAGCGUUCGCACGCCAGGCUUAUAUCGAUCGGGGAGCCAUCGAUCGCUAGCUCGUGGUUCAGUCUCAAAAUCGUCCGUGUCGCCUCACUUCGGCACUGUUAGUCAACAAGAUGGCCUGGGGGUCUCUGGUGAAAAAAGAAGAAAGCUCUCUCGUACUGUGUCAUCUCUGGGCCGGCUUGAAUCGGCACAACAGGGGAGCAACUUGAAGAACGGUUUGGCUGCCCGUUUUCCAUUGACUGGUAAGGCCUCAAAGGACUCGUCCGAGGAUGUGAGUUGGGAAGCUGGGGACUCCGACAAAGAAAACUGGAUGCCGGGGACACAACGCCGAGCUAUUCCGCGUCGUCAUGCGAGAGCCUUGUCCCACACGCAACGCCCUAUACUCAAAGAAAACGGCGUUCGCAGGAACACAGCCGUGGAUGACCUUGCUCUGGCGAAGCACGGCCGAUUGUAUCGUGGCCCGCGCGGCACUAAGGACAUGAAAGACACGUCGCAGGCGACCAACAAACUCGACGCCGAAGUCGCUGCGUUCAUGUCCAAGAAUGGCUCCUCGAGUCGCGAAGAGGAUUUGCACUGCAUCCAGGGUCUGUUAUCCUUGAGUCAGGGCGCUUGGCGAUGA
This is a messenger RNA of Talaromyces atroroseus, 1767 nucleotides long. RefSeq lists its product as hypothetical. Gene Ontology annotation, molecular function: DNA-binding transcription factor activity, RNA polymerase II-specific; RNA polymerase II cis-regulatory region sequence-specific DNA binding. Lineage: Eukaryota; Fungi; Ascomycota; Eurotiomycetes; Eurotiales; Trichocomaceae. Gene Ontology annotation, biological process: regulation of transcription by RNA polymerase II; cell differentiation. Bases 1 to 1767 code for a protein of 588 amino acids. The transcript has 3 exons. The record is from RefSeq and is a predicted model, not a curated record.